UGGUACAUUCCCUUCCCCUCCCCUCUCUAUUUUCUUGGAUUCUGAUUCACUUUCUUGGAUCUGUUUCACUCUCUCAGACUCAGUUUUCUGAUACUUCUCUCAUCUCAACAAUAAUUUCAUUAAAAAAAAGCCAUAUAUAUUAUUUCCAUAGAAGAAGCUUAACCAAGGAUGCAUCUUCCUCAUAGUACACUCAAGCAAGAGUUUGUCAAGAAAUGGAUAAUGGGUCUUCAAAGAUGCAAGUUUUCAAACAAGAAGAUGAGUAUCUUUGAGAGAAAAAAGGCCAUAAAGUUAUCAGCUGAUACAGCCAUGGCGUCUGCAAGAAAGGGUCUAACCUGUUGGAGCCGAGCACUCAUUUCGAACCCCGACCGGCCGGUGCCGACAACGACGAGACGAGCUUCGUCGGCGUGUAAGAAGAUUGUGAAAAGGAGCCGUAGGAUCCGAAGGACAGCAAAAUGUGGUGCUGCCCGAAAGGGACAAAUAACAAGGUCGAUUGCUCAAUGUCUGGUAAGGAAAAGAACACAGAUUUUGAAAAGUUUAAUACCAGGUGGAGAGUUUAUGAAUGAAGUGUGUUUGAUUGAAGAAACUUUAGAUUAUAUUACAUCUCUUAGAGUUCAAGUUGAUGUAAUGAGAAGCCUUGCUAGUGCUUCAGCUAGAGCUAGUGAACCCCAUAAUUAAGAGCAUCAAUGGUGUUUUAUUAUUAUGAUUUGGUAAGGGUAUGGGUCGGUUGAUAUUAACUGAAUAUUUUAAUAUAAACCCUUUGCAACUCCGUCAA
This is a messenger RNA of Gossypium raimondii (Peruvian cotton), 772 nucleotides long. RefSeq names its product transcription factor IBH1-like 1. The transcript is spliced from 2 exons. The record is from RefSeq and is a predicted model, not a curated record. Gene Ontology annotation, biological process: regulation of DNA-templated transcription. The coding region runs from base 169 to 675 and encodes 168 amino acids. Lineage: Eukaryota; Viridiplantae; Streptophyta; Magnoliopsida; Malvales; Malvaceae.